CCCGGAUUCAUAACAACAGCUGUAAACGGUAGACUUGGCGAGCUGCGUGAUUCAGGCUGUCUCUUGUUGUUUUGUUCACGGGUCGGUGUGUUUACCACUGCGGGGAGUCUCUCUGGCCGCAGAACGGCGCCUAAACUUUGAGGCUGUCGUAGUAAAGACACCGGGGGACGUCAUGAAGACGGCGUAUCUGCGCUGAGGCUGAAGUUUGUGGCCGUUAGCAGCCGUUAGCAUCGUCACCGCUAACUGUCAACAUCAACAACAACAACAGUCCUGAGGCCUCACCUACCGCUGGCGUGUGCUGAGGCGUGAUGGGGAACCAGCUGGCGGGGAUCGCCCCCUCCCAGAUCCUCUCUGUGGACAGCUACUUCUCAGACAUCCACGACCAUGAGUACGACAAGAGUCUGGGCAGCACGCGCUUCUUUAAGGUGGCCCGAGCCAAACACAGAGAGGGCCUGGUGGUGGUCAAAGUGUUCGCCAUCCAGGACCCGUCUCUGCCUCUGACCAGCUACAAACAGGAGCUGGAGGAGCUGAAGAUCAGACUGCACUCCUGUCAGAACUGUCUGCCCUUCCAGAAAACCUCCCUGAACGAAAAGGCCGCCAUCUUGUUCCGCCAGUAUGUCCGGGACAACCUCUACGACCGCAUCAGCACCCGGCCUUUCCUCAACAACGUGGAGAAACGCUGGCUGGCCUUCCAGAUUCUCAACGCCGUCGACCAGGCGCACAAAGCCGGCGUCCGCCACGGCGACAUCAAGACGGAAAACGUGAUGGUGACCAGCUGGAACUGGGUUUUGCUCACGGACUUUGCCAGCUUCAAGCCCACAUACCUGCCCGAGGACAACCCAGCAGACUUUAACUACUUCUUUGACACGUCUCGGAGGAGGACGUGCUACAUCGCUCCAGAGAGGUUCGUGGACGGGAGCAUGUUCACCACGGAGAGCGACCAGAACACGCCGCUGGUGGAUCUGACCAACAACAACCAGAGGAGCAGAGGAGAGCUGAAACAGGCCAUGGACAUCUUCUCUGCAGGCUGUGUGAUAGCCGAGCUGUUCACCGAAGGCGUCCCGCUCUUCGACCUCUCUCAGCUGCUGGCGUAUCGUAAAGGACACUUUCAGACGGAGCAGGUCCUGCUGAAGAUCGAGGACCGCAGCAUACGGGAGCUGGUGGCUCAGAUGGUUCAGCGUGAGCCGGAGAAGCGUCUGACAGCUGAGGAGUACCUGAAGCAGCAGAGAGGGAAAGCUUUCCCCGACAUCUUCUACACCUUCCUGCAGCCGUACAUGGCUCAGUUCGCCAAAGAGACGUUCCAGUCCGCCGACGAACGAGUCCUUGUCAUCCGUAAAGACCUAGACAACAUCCUGCACAACCUGCGAGGAGGCUCCUCCUCCUCUCAGGAGAGCAGUGAUGGCGUCCUGAGCUCUCGGGAGGAGCAGGGCCUCAUCGUGCUGGUGUCCGUCAUCACCUCCUGCCUGCAGACUCUUCACUCCUGCGACUCAAAGCUCGCUGCUCUGGAGCUCAUCCUGCACCUCGCGCCGCGGCUCGGCGUCGACAUACUGCUCGACCGCAUCACGCCAUACCUGCUGCACUUCUGUAAUGACCCCGUUCCUCGCGUACGCGCUCAGGCUGUGCGCACGCUGGCCAAAGUGCUGGCGCUGGUGAAGGAGGUGCCGAGGAAUGACGUCAACAUUUACCCAGAAUACAUCCUGCCAGGGAUCGCACACCUCGCCCAGGAUGAUGCCACCAUCGUCAGGUUGGCGUACGCAGAGAACAUAGCUCACCUGGCAGAGAGUGCGUUGCGUUUCCUGGAGCUCGUUCAGGAGAACAACGUAAACACGGAGCAGGACUUGAGCGGAGAGGACACAGAGGAAGCUCUCCACCCCAACGAGAACUACGACUCUGAGCUGCAGGCUCUUCAUGAGAUGGUGCAGCAGAAGGUGGUGACUCUGCUCAGUGACUCGGAGAACAUCGUCAAACAGUCACUGAUGGAGAACGGCAUCACGCGUCUCUGCGUCUUCUUUGGCCGUCAGAAAGCCAACGACGUGCUGCUUUCUCACAUGAUCACCUUCCUCAACGACAAGAACGACUGGCAUCUGAGAGGAGCCUUCUUCGACAGCAUCGUGGGCGUGGCGGCGUAUGUGGGCUGGCAGAGCUCGUCCAUCCUGAAGCCGCUCCUCCAGCAGGGUCUGAGUGACACAGAGGAGUUCGUCAUCUAUAAAGCUCUGAACUCUCUCACCUGCAUGUGUCAGCUGGGUCUGCUGCAGAAACCUCAUAUCUACGAGUUUGUCAGCGACAUUGCUCCUUUCCUAUGCCACCCCAACCUGUGGAUCCGUUACGGAGCGGUGGGCUUCAUCACCGUCAUCGCACAGCACCUCAACGUGGCUGACGUCUACUGCAAACUGAUGCCCCACCUCAACCCCUUCAUCACCCAGCCCAUCAUCCAGAUCGAUAAGGAGCUGGUCCUUCUCAGCGUGCUGAAGGAGCCCGUCAGUCGCUCCAUCUUUGACUACGCCCUGCGCUCCAAAGAUAUCGCCAGCCUCUUCCGCCACCUGCUGCUCCGGCAGAAGAAACGUGCCGGAUCAAUCCCAGAAUGCCCCACUCCUGACGACCCAGCCAUCGCUCAGCUGCUGAAGAAGCUGCUCUCACAGGGGAUGACCGAGGCCGAGGAGGACAAGCUGCUGGCGCUCAAAGACUUCAUGCUGAAAUCAAACAAAGCCAAAGCCAACAUGGGCGAGCAGAGUCACCUGGGGGAGGCCGCCCAGACCGGAGUCAUCGACCUAGCCACGCUCGGCAUCAUGGGACGCCAGGUGGACCUGGUUAAACCUAAAGCUGAGGCAGAGGAUAAAAGAGCGAGGAAGCACACCAAGCAGGACUCAACCAUGAACGAGGAGUGGAAGAGCAUGUUUGGAUCUCAGGAGCCGCCGUCCACUCAGCCCGCCACGGCUGUCGACGGGCCGGCUAGUCAGAUCAGGAAGAGCGCAGUGGCCCCGACACUACCUGUGCUGCAGUCCGUGGCAAGCGGCCCCACCUACCAGCGCCGCAUCAACACGUGUAAGGCGGAGCUUCAGCAGCUGGUGCAGCAGAAGAGGGAGCAGUGCAGCGCCGAGCGUAUGGCCAAACAGAUGAUGGAGAGCGCUGAGUGGGAGAGCCGACCACCUCCACCAGGAUGGCAUCCUAAAGGUCUGCUGGUCGCUCACCUCCACGAACACAAAGCUGCUGUGAACAGAAUCAGAGUCCCAGAUGAACACUCCAUCUUUGCUACGGCAUCCAACGACGGCACGGUCAAAGUGUGGGACAGUCAGAAGAUGGAGGGAAAGACCACGACCACCAGGUCUGUGCUGACGUACUCUCGAAUCGGCGGUCACGUGAAGACGCUGACCUUCUGCCAGGGCUCUCAUUAUUUGGCGGUGGCCUCAGAUAACGGAUCCAUCCAGCUGCUCGCAGUCGAAGCAAACAAACCCCCAAAAUCCCCCAAAGUGCAGCCUUUCCAGACCAGGUCUCUGGACCUGCAGGAGGACGGCUGUGCGGUCGACAUCCACCAUUUUAACUCGGGCGCUCAGUCCGUGUUGGCGUACGCUACCGUGAACGGCUCCCUGGUUGGCUGGGACCUUCGCUCCAACACAAACGCCUGGACACUUCGCCACGACCUCCGCCUGGGACUCAUCACCUCGUUCACCGUGGACAUGCACCAGUGCUGGCUCUGCCUCGGUACGAGCAGCGGCACCAUGGCAUGCUGGGAUAUGCGGUUCCAGCUUCCUAUCUCUAACCACUCCCAUCCUGCACGAGCACGAAUCAGACGGCUGCUGAUGCAUCCGCUCUACCAAUCAUCAGUGAUCGCAGCCGUCCAGGGAAACAACGAGGUGUCGAUGUGGGACAUGGAGACAGGCGAUCGUAAAUUCACCCUGUGGGCGAGCUCUGCUCCUCCUCUCUCUGAGAUGCAGCCGUCUCCUCACAGCGUUCACGGGAUCUACUGUAGUCCAGCUGACGGGAAUCCUCUGCUGCUGACUGCGGGAUCUGACAUGAGGAUCAGGUUCUGGGAUUUGGCCUAUCCCGAGCGCUCGUACAUCGUGGCCGGCGGAGCCAACGACUCACUGCACUGUCCGUCUGUCAUGUACAGCAGGAAGAUCAUCGAGGGGACUGAAGUCGUACAGGAGAUCCACAGCAAACAGAAGAGCGGCGUGGUGGAGGACUCGCCCCGCCGUGGCCCAGAAUCCCUCCCUGUGGGUCACCAUGACAUCAUCACUGACAUUGCCACUUUCCAGACCACGCAGGGCUUCAUCGUCACGUCGUCCAGAGACGGCAUCGUCAAAGUGUGGAAGUGAAGAUGGGGAGCGAGGGCGUCAGACGACUCUUAGACAGUAUGAACAGUUUCUCACUAACACAAUCAUAAACAUGAGGAGUGGAUUCAGAGCGGUGCUUUUUAACAAAAACGUUACAUCCAGGAAGAGGCCGCCUCCAUCUUAGUUACAUUUCAGUCACACUUCAGAGAUUUCUUCGCGUCUGCAGCUUUUUCAUUUCUAUCUGCUGGCUGCUUCAUAUUCUUCAUCAGCCUGAUACAUGUUCUCUUCAGCUCCUGCCUCUCUUUACUCAUUUGUGCAUUUAAAGAGCAUUUCUGUGUUUUUAAACCUGGGCUGUGUUUUUGUAGAUUAAAAGGCUGUCCGGGACAGACGGUUUCUGAAUGUCUCCAGUGGAUGAGUUCAUCCUGCAGCCCUGAAACAUGCUGUAAUGUCUGCACCAUAAUCCCCCAUGAGUUAAAGUGUCCAAGUCAGAUUUAUUUAUAUUGUGCAUUUUAUUUUACGACUUAAGACUCAAUGUGCUUUAGAAAAAAGGUAGAAAACAUGCACAAGAAAAAUCUGUAUGAUAAAAACACGUUUAAAAACAUUAAAGAAAUGAUGGAUAGAUGGAUGGAUGCAUGGAUGGAUGGCUAGAUGUAUGGAUGGAUGCAUGGAUGGAUGGAUGGUUGGUUAAUGGAUGGAUGAUGGAUGGUUAAAUGUA
Molecule: messenger RNA, 4986 nt
Organism: Cheilinus undulatus (humphead wrasse)
Lineage: Eukaryota; Metazoa; Chordata; Actinopteri; Labriformes; Labridae
Gene: pik3r4
Product: phosphoinositide-3-kinase, regulatory subunit 4
Exons: 21
Coding region: 309-4313 (1334 amino acids)
Biological process (GO): protein targeting to vacuole; protein phosphorylation; macroautophagy
Cellular component (GO): phosphatidylinositol 3-kinase complex, class III, type I; nucleus-vacuole junction; late endosome
Molecular function (GO): protein binding; protein serine/threonine kinase activity; ATP binding
Source: RefSeq, a predicted model, not a curated record